AUGCCUUCUUGGUUUGUAGUAUUUUAUUGCAGCAAAUUAUGUUGUGAAUUUACUUGCAUAUGGUUACAAUUUAGACCUUGCUUGAUCCAAAUUGUUCGAGUUGUCACAGUUGUGACGAGUGAUGCAAGAACGCUGAAGGGGGGUAAGGUGAUAUUGGAAAGCAAGUUGGUUGAGAAUCAUUGUUUCAAGGAACAAGUUAUGCUCUUGCCGGGUAAACUAGCUUCACUGGAAUUGGAGAAUAUUGGUAAUGUGGAUAAUAUAGCAAUAUUGGACAUGGGUGUCCGAAAGCUCAAGGGUGAUCUCAUGGUUGUAGUGUUUCAGAACACUAAUUUACAAGCUAGUUUGGCCGUGUUGACCAAAAGAGUUCAGAAGUUUGAAGAGGAUGUGAUGUGGGUGUUGUCUGAAGAGAUAUGUAAGGUGGUUGAUAAGGUAUUUCCUGAUUUGUCAUUUUAUAAUGCAAACCAUACAUUUAAGUUAAUAUGUAUUCACUUUGUGAAGAGACAAGGUUGUGAGAUAAUGCACCAUGAACACUCUUUUGGUCUUGCUGAAGUUGGGGUAGCCUUUUAUGUCUACUCGCUUAUAGAGGAUGGAAGAAGCUUUUUCAAAUUUAUUUUGUGGGGAUUUCUUUUCGGAGUUUGGUUAUCCCGUUGA
Messenger RNA from Lactuca saligna, 651 nucleotides. The record is from the annotation of a GenBank genome assembly. NCBI's taxonomy places the organism in Eukaryota, Viridiplantae, Streptophyta, Magnoliopsida, Asterales, Asteraceae.